Zalophus californianus (California sea lion) is the source of this 1164-nucleotide messenger RNA. Its product is annotated as carboxypeptidase Y-like. The record is from RefSeq and is a predicted model, not a curated record. Bases 1 to 1164 code for a protein of 387 amino acids. The transcript has a single exon. NCBI's taxonomy places the organism in Eukaryota, Metazoa, Chordata, Mammalia, Carnivora, Otariidae.
AUGGGACCGCCACACGGGGACCACCUCACGGAUCCCUUCACAGACAACCCCAUAAAGCCACCUCAUGGGGACCACCUCAUGGGACCUCCUCAUGGGACCUCAUCACAGACCCCCAUGUGGGACCACCUCACGGGGACUCCGCUCACAGGACCCCCUCACGGAGACCACCACACGGGACCACCACAUGGGGACCACCACACGGGGACCACCACACGGGACCACCACACGGGGACCACCACACGGGGACCACCAAACGGGACCACCACACGGGGACCACCACACGGGGACCACCAAACGGGACCACCACACGGGGACCACCACACGGGACCACCACACGGGGACCACCACACGGGGACCACCACACGGGACGACCACACGGGGACCACCAAACGGGACGACCACACGGGGACCACCACACGGGGACCACCACACGGGGACCACCACACGGGGACCACCAAACGGGACCACCACACGGGGACCACCACACGGGACCACCACACGGGGACCACCACACGGGGACCACCACACGGGGACCACCAAACGGGACCACCACACGGGGACCACCACACGGGACCACCACACGGGGACCACCACACGGGGACCACCAAACGGGACCACCACACGGGACCACCACACGGGGACCACCACACGGGACCACCACACGGGGACCACCACACGGGGACCACCACACGGGACGACCACACGGGGACCACCAAACGGGACGACCACACGGGGACCACCAAACGGGGACCACCAAACGGGGACCACCACACGGGGACCACCACACGGGACCACCACACGGGGACCACCACACGGGGACCACCUCAUGGGGACCACCAAACAGGUCCACCACACGGGGACCACCACACGGGACCACCACACGGGGACCACCACACGGGACCACCUCACGGAUCCCUUUACAGACAACCCCAUAAAACCACCUCAUGGGGACCACCUCAUGGGACCUCAUCACAGACCCCCAUGUGGGACCACCUCACGGGGACCCCCCUCACAGGACCCUCUCACGGAGACCACCACACGGGACCACCACACGGGACCACCUCACGGGACCACCACACAGGACCACCACUGGAGACCAUGUCACAAACCCCCUCAUGGGACCACCUCAUGGGACCACCUCAUGGGACCUGUCAUACGACCUAG